GCUCGGCCGAGGCAGUUGCUUUCUCGGAGGACUACGCGGAGGGGCCGAGUGGCUGAGCCCAGCGCUGCGCAGUCGAACGCUGACUGGGGCACGAGCAGGCGACGCCAGGCUUGCAGCGCCGAGCGAAAACCAGACUCAUCAGAGCAUCUCCUAGGACUUGUAUUCUGAGAAACCGCUCCAGAAAAGGCUGCUCUGGUCCUGUCAUUUGACAGGGAGCUCCAGGGCCGGCAGGAUGGGGUCAGCCUGCAUCAAAGUCACAAAAUACUUUCUCUUCCUCUUCAACUUGCUCUUCUUUAUCCUGGGCGGAGUGAUCCUGGGCUUUGGGGUGUGGAUCCUGGCUGACAAGAGCAGUUUCAUCUUCGUCCUGCAGAACUCCUCCAGCUUGUUCAAUGUGGGGGCCUACAUCUUCAUCAGCGUGGGGGCUGUCACCAUGCUCAUGGGUUUCCUGGGCUGCAUCGGCGCCGUGAACGAGGUCCGCUGCCUGCUGGGGCUGUACUUUGUCUUCCUCCUCCUGAUCCUCAUCGCCCAGGUGGCUGCUGGUGUCCUCUUCUAUUUCAACACGGACAAGGUGAAGCAGGAGAUGGGCAGCAUUGUGACCAGGCUCAUCCGGGACUACAAGGAUGGUGAGGAGGACAGACUGCAGCAGGGCUGGGACUACGUGCAGGCUCAGGGCAAGUGCUGCGGCUGGGCCAGCCCCAACAACUGGACAGAAAACGCCGAGCUCAUGAAUCGCACCACCGUCACCUACCCCUGCUCCUGCGAGAUCGAGGACAGAGACGACAGCAGCCGCCUCGUGAGGAAGGGCUUCUGUGAGGGCAACACGACCCAGAGUGGCAACGACCCCGAAGACUGGCCUGUGUAUAAGGAGGGCUGCAUGCAGAAGGUGGAGGCGUGGCUGCAGGACAACCUGGGCAUCAUCCUAGGCGUGUGUGUGGGCAUCGCUGUCAUUGAGCUCCUGGGGAUGCUCCUGUCCAUCUGCUUGUGCCGGCACAUCCAUUCCGAAGACUACAGCAAGGUCCCCAAGUACUGAGGCAGCCGCUGUCCCCACCUCCCUGCCUGUCCCCCAACCUCAGGGCUCCUCGGAGUCUCCCUGGCUCCCUGCCUCCAGGCCUGCCUUCCAACUACUGCCAAGGCCCCUUGCCCACCCUGUGCUGGCUGGAAACGAGGGGACUUCUGGGGCCCAGACCCCUCUCCCUGCCUUUCAGCCUCCAGCCUUGAGCCCAGCUGUUCUGCGGCUCCUCCGCUCACUGCCCACCAGGGUUCUCUGGGCAGCUCAGAGAAACACCCCCUGCAGCAUCUCUGCACAGGUGCGCCGGGUUUCUACCUGCCUUUGGGGAUGUAUAUAUUGUAUGGGGGGAAGUGUAUUAAAAAUUGGGGGGGAUGUAGAUAAGGCACCCUGGGCUGUCAGGGGGCUGCCCAUUGCGUGGGUCAACUUUUUUUCACUAUGAUGCUUAGACCUUUGGCUUUCACAUUUUCAUGAAAUGUUGUGGGAGAGGUUGGGCUUUACCUGAUGUUAGGGGCGGCACCCCUUCCCCAGGCCUGACCCAGCCCCACUCAGGCAGCUCAGAUCUGCCUGGGCCACAUCCUGGGAGCAAGACCUUGGAUGAGCUCGGCCGAAAGGGGCCUGGCCUGGCCCUGGGCGGGUUAGGGAAGCAAAAUGUUGCAUGCCCACGGUGUGGCUCACAGCAGGCCCUGAGCUGUUCAGGGAAGGGGGAAGGAUGUUUCCCCUUGUCCUCUGCCUCCCGGGGAGUGGGUGGGUGAGGCUGUGCUUUGUAGGGGAGUGGGAAGGGCCUGCACGCACAGUUCUGUAAAACAUACUCAAGAUUUGAAGACCAUUAAAGAGGAUUUGUAACAACCCAGCCUGACUUGGGGGUGCUGCUCCUCAAGCGGCGGGAGAAGGACCAGAGGGGCGAGAGAGGGUGAGUGGAACGGCUGGGUCUGCAGGGAAGUGGCGGGCAGCUCAGGGCUGUCCCCAGGGCAGGGGCCCUUUCUUGACGUCCCUGGCCCACUUUUCAGCCUGGUGCCUGAGGAGUGUGUGACACCCCGUUCUGGCCUGUCUCCCUGGCUGCCGACGUAGCUGGGGUUUGAUUUGUAUAUUGAAACAAGUAUAGAUUGUACCUCUAGGCUCCUGCCUCUGAGAACCAGGUGCAGGUGCACAACGAAGCCGCCGGAUAAGACUGGAUUCUUUCUACAGGACCUGUUUUUGACAAAGGAAAGGAACAUUUUCAUAUUAAAGAAAUGUGAUGACCCCUGGCUGGUGUGGCUCAGUGGACUGGCCUGCGAACCAAAGGGUGGCUGGUUUGAUUCCCAGCCAGGGCACAUGCCUGGGUUGCGGACCAGGUCCCCAGUAGGGGGCGCGCAAGAGGCAACCACACAUUGAUGUUUCUCUUUCUCCCUCCCUUCUCUCUAAAAAUAAAUAAAGUCUUUAAAAAGAAAGAAAGAAA
Messenger RNA from Pteronotus mesoamericanus, 2444 nucleotides. It is a transcript of the gene CD82, whose product is annotated as CD82 molecule. Gene Ontology annotation, cellular component: plasma membrane. The transcript has 10 exons. The coding region runs from base 233 to 1030 and encodes 265 amino acids. The record is from RefSeq and is a predicted model, not a curated record. NCBI's taxonomy places the organism in Eukaryota, Metazoa, Chordata, Mammalia, Chiroptera, Mormoopidae.